UGGCCUCGACCGGUACAAUCCUGAGACCACCGGGGUCUUCCAGGACUACGUCAUGCAGCAGUGCGAGAACCAGACGUACGACUGCUACGCCAACCUGGCGCUGCUGAAGCUGUACGUUUCUUUACUUUGCCGCUUACUAUUGGCUUUCAAGGUUUCGUGAUGAUCAAAUACCACAACGUUUCCUAUUAACCGAGGGGCCGGAGCUUGAAUCACUCCUCCCGCUGAAGUGGAAUUAUUAGCUCUAUCUGAAAGAGCCUUUCCUAGUUUCUCGUAUCCGCAGUAUGUUCUGUGCUGAAUACUGACAUGGAUGCAACAUAGGUAUCAGUUCAACCCGCACCUCAACCGCGACGAAACCAUCACCAACAUCCUCGUCAAGGCCCUCACCGUCUUCCCAACCCCGGACUUCUCCCUCUGCCUCUCGCUCCUUCCCUGCCACACCCUCGCGCCCCUCCACACAUCCUCACACACUCCCGCCGCCGGCGAUGCACCGCUCUCCGAAGCCGUGCAGAAACUCAACGUCCUCAAGAAUCUGCUUGAGGGUGCUGACUACGCCGCGUUCUGGUCGACGCUGGACUCAGACGACCUGUAUGCAGACCUGGUGGCCGAUGUCUCGGGAUUUGAGGAGCUGAUGCGGGUGCGCAUCGCGGCGACAGUGAGCCAGUCGAUACGGGAGGUGGACAGGAACAUCCUGGAGAGCUGGUUGAAUCUUCAAGGAAAGGAAUUCGAACACUUCGUAGGCACAGUGUGUGGGUGGAAUGUGGACGGGGAUAAGAUCAAGGUGCCCAUCAAUAAGGAUAACGAGGCCAAGGGCACGGUGGUUCGGGAGAAUGUCAAAUUUGACCAAUUUUCCAGAGUCAUUCGGAGGGCAUACGAGCAGCCUGCUUAACGAGUUCAUAUGCAGGACGAAACGCGAUAGCCGAAGCAUGAUGGGCAUGGUCAGGGACAUGGCGUUUGGAGAGGUUCUGGCAACUGCAUUGGAGGCAUGCAAAUGAUGUGCCGGAUAUAAUCGCAGGCAAUAAGACAUGAGUCUCUGCGACUCGGAAUAUACCCAAUGAAAACUUGUGGUAACAUCGUCCAGACAAGCAUGCUUAUUUUCUGUGGGACAUCUAAACUCUCAGAAAUCAGGCUCUACAUUGAGAAGCCGUGCUUGCUUCGAAUUACCGGAUCGACA
Molecule: messenger RNA, 1171 nt
Organism: Trematosphaeria pertusa
Lineage: Eukaryota; Fungi; Ascomycota; Dothideomycetes; Pleosporales; Trematosphaeriaceae
Product: ARM repeat-containing protein
Exons: 2
Coding region: 308-886 (192 amino acids)
Biological process (GO): regulation of translational initiation
Cellular component (GO): cytoplasm; eukaryotic translation initiation factor 3 complex
Molecular function (GO): translation initiation factor activity; ribosome binding
Source: RefSeq, a predicted model, not a curated record